Molecule: messenger RNA, 420 nt
Organism: Leptosia nina
Lineage: Eukaryota; Metazoa; Arthropoda; Insecta; Lepidoptera; Pieridae
Source: the annotation of a GenBank genome assembly
AUGGGCCGAGGUAAUGGAUUAGCAGAUGAGGCGAGCCACCUCCAGCAAUCAGAUCCACCAGAUGCGCCUCUAAUGGCAAAUGGAAAUGUGAUGCAGUUACGUGAAAUACGAUAUACGGUGCACGAUGUGUUUUACAAUUCGACAUUAUUAUAUUUAAUCUUGGGAUAUGAUAUUCCCCACGAAACGAUUACAAACACAGUUAAUUCAACAUCUUAUUACCACCUCGCAUCUAGGCAGUUACCAGUCGACUACCUGGCAGUACUAAAUCAGCAGAGUAAUGUCGACGUGACGGUACCUAGGGUCCAGUUGUCGGAUCAAACAGUAAUUAAUCUCUGCCCCCGCUACGUCUCCCUCACCUUCCCCCACCGACGAGUCGGCGCCGAACGAUUUCACCUGACCACUCUUGAUGGAUACGGUUAG